GCCGGGUUAAGAGAGCAGUAGCAGCCGUUGUUCGCAGGCAGUGUCAUGGCGGCCGUGCGUAGCUUACGGGUGUCGGUGAAAUCAGACAGCGGCUCUGAUCGCUCGGAAUCGGACUCUGACUCCGAGUCGGACAGGGACGCCCGCGAAGCCGAACCGAUGGAGGUGGAAGAAGGAGAGCUGGAGGCCGAGGACAUCUCCGUUAACCGUUCCCUGAAGGAGCUGCUGCCGGAUACGAGUCGGAGGUACGAGAACAAAGCCGGAGCGUUCAUCACAGGGAUCGACGUCAACUCGAAGGAGGCGAUCGAGAGAAAAGAGAAGCGAGCGAGACGUUUCCAUUUCCAUGGAGAGGAGACGGUCGGUCAGAGGAACGUUUUCCUGGAUAAAGACACCAUGAAGAAAGCCAUCCCCAGACUGCGCCUGGAGGCGAUCUACGUGACGGGUGUGGAUGACAUGAGCACACAGGACGUCUUUGGAUAUUUUAAGGAAUAUCCUCCAGCACACAUCGAGUGGAUUGAUGACACAUCCUGUAACGUGGUCUGGCUGGAUGACAACACGUCCGUCCGAGCCCUCAUCAACACCAGCUGGAUGCCCGACCCGGUUACCACAGAGACGGAAGGCGCCGCUCAGCCUGGCGAGCAGAGCAAAGGUCAGCGGGGUCAGGGGUCAGAUGACGAGGAUGACGAAGAGGAGGAGGGUGAGGUGGACGAGGACGAGGAGGAAACGGCGAAGAAGAGCGGUGAGGAGAUCGAAGGGAAAGACAGCGACGGAGAGGUGGGACAGAAGACGAAGGCGGAGGGCGGUCAGAUGGACGACCUGUCCCGGGCAGAGAGAGAGUCUCUGCUGAGAAACGACCUGCGGCCGGCGAGCAAACCCUUCAAAGGAAACAAACUCUUCCUGCGCUUCGCCACGCAAGAUGAUAAGAAAGAGCCGGGCGCCGCUCGUCGCAGCAGAUACUACAUGAAGUACGGAAACCCCAACUACGGAGGCAUGAAGGGAAUCCUGAGCAACUCCUGGAAGAGGAGGUAUCACAACCGGCGGAUCCAGCGAGACGUCAUCAAGAGCAAGAAGCCUCUGAUCGGAGACAGCAUGGGACACACGCCGCCGUACACACACCGACACUCUGCUGACCUGGUCAACCUGCCCGAGGAGCCCAUCAAGGAGGAGGAGGAGGAGGAGGAGGACGGCGACGAGGACAUGGACUCGGACGACAGGGUGGUGGAGUACAGGGAACGAGGUGAAAGGGGCGGCGGCUCGCGUUCACUUGGGGCGGGGCUACGUAGCCGAGCGGAGCGCUCGCCGUCCCCGUGGUCAGAGUCGGACGAGAUGGACUACGACCUGGAGCUGAAGAUGAUCUCCACGCCGUCGCCAAAGAAGAGCAAGAAGAUGACGAUGUACGCUGAUGAGCUGGAGACUCACCUGAAGAGCAUCCGGAACCGGAUCGGAGGGUCCGGAUCACAGAGCAGGACCAAAUCCUCAUCACCCACCAAAGUGACGGACGUCCGGCAGCUGCUGGAGGAAAAAAGACAAGGACUCUCUCAGCGCAGGCAGCCCCCUCCGGUGGCCGGCAGCGGGAAAACAGAUGUACGGCAGAGGCUGGGGAAGAGACGUUACUCCCCAGACAGACAGCGCUCGCCCUCCCCCGUCUCCCCCAGAGAGACUGCCCCAGCCAGAGAACCAAUCAGAGACGUUCAUCGCAGACUGGGCGUGGCCAGUCAAGACAACAGAGGCCUCUACUCCAACUCAUCCAAAGACAGAAAGACAAGCGGCCUGUGGAGCAGACUCGGCUCCGCGGACGACGACGGCGGCGCCGGACGUCACGACCGCAGACCGAGCAGUCGGUCAUCGGGUAUGUUCUCCUCCUCCUCGUCGGGACGGAGCGGCGAUGGUGGCAGGAGGAGACGAGGUGACGGGGAGGAGGAGGAGGAGGAGGAGGAAGAGGAGGUCGAGGAAGAGGAAGACGACUCGACGCUACAGAAGAUGUGGGGCGCCAUGAUCAAACAGAAGCAGGAGCGUCUGUCACACAAGAUGAAGAAGAGCCGACUGGACAACCUGCCGUCGCUGCAGAUCGAGAUCAGCCGCGACAGCAGCGACGACUCCGACGCCUGAAACUGAACCGGCGGUGGAGGAGGAGGGAAACCGGCUCUGGAUCACAUCCUUUCUCCCUGUACAACACACAUGAAGACAUGAGGCUCUCAGAGCAGAUCUGAGGCCAGCAGUGUGGUGACUUGUCUUUUAUUCUUUAGACGGGAGGCGUUGUAUUGUGUAUCUGCAGUCCAUGGAUGGACGACUGAGUGGGGCCCCUGGCCCAAGGCCCUUGUUUGCAGUGACUAGUUAACAGUAGGGGUGUCCUGAUGGUGUGUUGGAGCCUGAUCCUGAUCAGAGUCUUGCGAUCUUGAGAAUCAGACAGAUUAAAUGCUGCGCAGUCAGAGCUCGGAGGUGAUUCUGUCAGUAACGCGUCUCCGCUCUGUGACGCUGCUGUACAGUCAGUUCUCUGAUAAACCCUCAGCUGAUCUCAGGUCAGAGUCAGGAGUCACCUUCUCCAGUUAUUUCAUAUCAGAUCAAUCACUUAAACUGAUCAUCUCCAUAGUUUUGGAUCAGGAUCUUCAGUGUUUGGAUCCAGUUGCUGUUAUUUCACUGUGUCAGAUACAUGUCGAUAAAUAUCUGAUCAGACUCUGUAUCAGCAGAUAAUCAAUAUUCCAGGACUCAGAUCAGGAUUAGGGCCGAUAAACCUUUGAGAGGGACACACUGUUAAAAUGCCUAAACUUGGUACUGCAGCACAAAAUGCGUGGAUUUCUGACAAAGUCCUGUCCAGUGUGAACCUGAGCGUUGACUCUGGACAGGACACUCCCGUGUGGGAGGGGGUCUGUGCCCCGGGGCCCGCUGUCUCCCGACCCACCCAUGCUGCGUUCAUACGUUAAAUAUCUGUGCCGAUAUUUAACAUCCUGAAAACAUGCUUCACUUUUCAAGUUGUAUUCUUGUCGGGAUGUAACAGAGCAUCAUGGGAAAAGCGUCUCUCCUCUCACCUGGCCAGCUGUUUCAAAAGCUGCCCAGUUUCUCGUCAGUAAACCAUUCCUACAUCACCAUGGAGACAGUGAACACCUGAGAGCUGCACCCUCAGCCCUGGCGGUCGUAUCGAUGCCUUGCUCAGGACCAAUCCUCCUCAGCGCUUCAAGCUCUUCAUCGCCUGACCAUCGGCCACCAUCGGCCAUCAAACCCAGACAAAACUUCAUUCACAAAAAGUGUGUUUUUACGUUUUCCAGGCCCCAUUCAGUCCAAGCAGAGGCGUGAUGUUCAGCUACGAUGUCUUUGAGACGAGACUCGACGGGAUCAUUAAAAGAUGAACUGAGAGAUGAGCCUGAGUCCACCUUUAGUUUCGAUGCGUCUCAGUGUUCGCUUCGUGUUUUUCCUCAGACAGACUCAGAAAAAGAGACACGAGCAGAAAUGAAGUGUCUGAGGAUCAUUGUCAGACGGUAAAUGUCCUAAAUGUAACUUUUUCUUACAUUUAUUCAUCAUCUUCAUCAUCAUCAUCAUCAUCAUCAUCAUUAUCAUCGUGUGUGUUUUACUGAGCAACAUCCAGGUUCCUUCAGCGCUGACUGACCUCUGUCUGUGUGUGUCUGUGUGUCUGCGUGUGUGGACACAAACACUGUAUUGUACGUUACAUGAUUUGUGUUUUGUUUUUUUUUUAAUCCAACAUUUCGGGGCCACAGUGACUGUAGUCCAACAUCAAUCUGCUGGUUAUGAAUUGACAUUAUUAUUAAAAUGUUGGCUCA
Molecule: messenger RNA, 3770 nt
Organism: Toxotes jaculatrix (banded archerfish)
Lineage: Eukaryota; Metazoa; Chordata; Actinopteri; Toxotidae
Gene: ncbp3
Product: nuclear cap binding subunit 3
Exons: 13
Coding region: 46-2106 (686 amino acids)
Cellular component (GO): nucleus; cytosol
Molecular function (GO): RNA 7-methylguanosine cap binding; mRNA binding
Source: RefSeq, a predicted model, not a curated record